CUCGUGUUACUCUACGGAGGUUGGACAGUGUGUUAAACGCAUAGGGUAAACGCUGCAGAUUAGCAUGGAAGCUAAACUUACGUUGUUAGCUAGGCGGCUACUAAAUUGACAGUAAAAAUGUCAAAGAUAGACAAGAUGAGCAUCCUUGGGGUGAGGAGCUUUGGGAUUGAGGAUAAAGACAAACAAAUCAUCUCUUUCGUCUCUCCUCUGACUGUGCUGGUCGGACCCAAUGGAGCAGGGAAGACGACUAUUAUUGAGUGCCUUAAGUAUGCGACAGCAGGAGAACUUCCCCCUGGAUCUAAAGGGGGAGCCUUUGUUCAUGAUCCAAAGGAUGCCCAUGAAACGGAUGUGCGGGCACAGAUUCGCCUCUUAUUCACAGAUGUUAAUGGAGAGAAAGUGACCAUCCAACGCUCCAUGUCAUGCACUCUGAAGGCAAAGACCUACUCCUUCAAAAGCUUAGAGCAGGUCAUCACCAGAAAAAAAGACGGUCAGAAAGUGAGCUUGUCGUCUAAGUGUGGUGAACUGGACCGGGAGAUGAUUUCUGCCUUGGGUGUAUCGAAGCCUGUGCUGAAUCAUGUCAUCUUCUGUCACCAAGAAGAGUCUAACUGGCCACUUAGUGAGGGCAAGGCACUCAAAGACAAGUUUGACUCUAUCUUCGCUGCAACCAAGUAUAUCAAAGCUCUGGAGACGAUGCGUCAGCUGCGUAUGACACAGAACCAGACAGUCAAAGAGUGUCAGGUAGAGCUGCGCUACCUGAAGCAGAACAAGGAGAAGGCCCAGCAGAUUAGAGAUACCGUGGCCACCAAGGAGGCUCAGCUGAUGGCCUCUAAAGAGAAUGUCCAGCAGAUAGAGAGCCAGAUAGAUCCACUUGAGAAUCAACUGAUGAAUAUUGACACAAAACUUGGGAAAGUGAUGAAGCUGGACAGCGACAUCAAGGCUUUAGAGAGCAGGAAGAAACAAAUGGAGGAGGACAACAGGGAGCUGGAGGAAACAAUGGAACAGGUGUUUCAGGGUUCGGAUGAGCAGCUGCAGGAAAUUUAUCAGAACCACCAAAGGACGGUGAGGGAGAAGGAGCGGAGGCUGACAGACGGCCAGAAGGAGCUGGAGAGAGCUGGCCGGGAGUGUCAGAGACUGAACAGAGUCAAGGCUGAUCUCCUGGUAGAACGAGGUCGUCUUCAGACAGAGGCUGACCACCACACGCAAAACAUCAAGAACCGUGACACUCAGGUUCGCUCUUUGUCAUUGUAUCUUGAAAUGGAGGGCUACGACCGACCGCCUUUCACCACUCUUCAGCUUGAGAGCUUUAAUCGUCACAUUAGUCAGAGACUGGAGCAGGAAAAAGAGACAGUCAGCCAGGUUUUGAUGGACCUGCAGGAAAAAGAGCAGCAGAAGCAGCAGUCCAUUGAUGAAAUGAGGGAUAAGAAGACUGGCCUGGAGAGAACUGUGGAGCUGAAGAGAGACCUGCAGGGAAAGAAGCAGCAAGAACUGAGGAACGUCAGAGCAGAGCUGCAGAGGCUGGAGGGUUCGUCUACUCGACUUCAAGAGCUUGAAAAUGAACUGGCUAAAGCGGACCGCGAGCUGCAGAGCGUAGUGCAGAGCUCCAGUGUGGAGGAGCUGAAGGUCGAGGUUGUGGAUCUCCAGAGAGAAAAGGCCGAACUCGACCGCGCACAGAGACAGCUCGACCAAGAGAUGGAGAUACUCAACACACACACCACCACACGCACACAAGUGGAGAUGCUGAAAAAAGACAAGACAGAGAAGGAGGACCAGGUACGUAAGAUCAAGUCUCGUCACAGCGAGGAUCUGUUGUCUUUACUGGGCCACUUUCCCAACAAGAGAGAGCUGGAAGACUGGAUCUAUGCCAAGUGUAAGGAAAUCAGCAGCACCAGGGACAGGCUUGCCAAACUCAAUAAGGACCUGGCAUCAAGUGAGCAGAAUAAAAGCCAUAUUGCUGCUGAGCUGCGUAAGAAGGAGCAGCAGUUAGCCAGCGAUGAAGAGAAGUUCUUCAAUGUGUGUGGCAGUCAGGAUCUGGAGCAGGACCUGGGCAAAUUGCAUGAAGAUCUGGAGAAGAUAUCCAAACAAAGAGCCAUGCUAGCCGGAGCCACAGCAGUGUACACCCAGUUUAUCAGCCAGCUGACAGAGGAGAGAGAGCCCUGCUGCCCUGUGUGUCAGCGGACGUUCCCCUCAGAGUCUGAUCUGCAGGAAGUUAUCAGCGACAUGCAGUCCAAACUACGCCUGGUGCCAGACAAGCUGAAAAACACUGAGCAGGACCUGAAGAGGAAGGAGAGGAAGAGAGAUGAUAUGAUGGCUCUCAGACCUGUCAGGAAGUCCAUUGUACAGUUUCAGGAAAAGGAGUUGCCUGACUUAAGAAACCGUCUGCAGACUGUGAACAGAGAAAUCGAGAGGCUGAAGGGAGACGUGGAGGAGCAGGAGACUUUGCUCGGUACCCUGAUGUCAGAGGAGGAAACAGCCAAGGCCUGCCUUCAGGACAUAUCUCUCAUGGACAGAUACCUGAUGGACCUUAAAGAGGUGGAGAGGAAAAUAGCUCAACAGGCAGCCAAACUCCAGGGAAUAGACCUGACCAGAACCGUCCAGCAAGUCAGUCAGGAGAAACAAGAAACUCAGCACAAGCUAGACACCACCUCCAGCAAGAUGGAGCUGAAACGCAAGCUGAUCCAGGACCAGCAGGACCAGAUUCAGAUGCUGAAAAGUGCUGUGAAUGAGACGCGAGCAGAGAAGCUCCAGCUGAGCAGUGAUAUGCAGAAACAGCAGCAGCUGGAGGAGCAGUGUGUUGAGUUCACCACCGAGAUACAGUCCUUAACCCGGGACAUCAGGGAAGCAAAGGAGCAGUUGUCCCCUUUGUCUGCUGCUCUGGAGAAGCUGCAGCAGGAGAAGAAGGAGCUGGUGGAGCGCAAGAGGCAAAGGCAGGAAGAAGGGCAGGAGAAGAUCAAUGCCAUUAAAGAGAAAGUGAAGGCGAUCACCACCUUGGAAGGAGACAUCACCAAAUACGUUGAUGAGGGCAAAGACGAAUACAAAGAGCAAAAAGACUCUGAGCUUCAAGAAACCAACACUCAGCUACAUGAGGCUGAGAAGCAAAAAGAGAGGAUCAGCAAGGAGAUGGGAAACAUCCGUCAGGACAUAGACACUCAAAAGGUCCAGGAGCGCUGGUUGCAGGACAACCUGACAUUGAGGAAGCGCAUGGAGGAGUUGAAGGAGGUCAUGGCUAAAUGCGAGGCUCUCAUGAAAGACAUGGGCAGCAUGCAAGUUUUUGAGCUACACCAAGAACGACGUGAAGCAGAACGCAGGUUGGAAGACUUGAAGAAGAAACGCAGUAUUGCACUGGGUCGUCAGAAAGGCUUUGAGGAGGAGAUACUGCAUUACAGAAAAGAGCUGCGAGAAGAUCAGUAUGACAAAGCUGAUGAGCGCUACAAAAACAAGAUGAUCAUAAUGAGGACCACAGAGCUGGUCAUUAAAGACCUGGAUCUCUACUACAAAGCUCUUGAUCAAACAAUCAUGAAAUUCCACAGUAUGAAGAUGGAUGAGAUCAACAAGAUUAUCAGAGACCUAUGGCGCAGCACCUACAGGGGUCAAGACAUUGAAUAUGUGGAGAUCAGGUCUGAUAUGGAUGAAAACUCGUCUGCUGGAGUGAAGCGAAGGGUUUACAACUACAGAGUAGUUAUGGUGAAAGGAGACACAGCUUUGGAUAUGAGAGGACGCUGCAGUGCUGGUCAAAAGGUGUUGGCAUCCUUGAUCAUCCGUCUAGCCCUGGCAGAGACCUUCUGUCUGAACUGUGGAAUCCUGGCCCUGGAUGAGCCCACCACCAACCUGGACAGGGAGAAUAUUGAGUCAUUGGCACACGCCCUCGUAGAAAUCAUUAAGAGUCGCUCUCGUCAGCGUAACUUCCAGCUGUUGAUCAUCACCCAUGAUGAGGACUUUGUGGAGCUGCUGGGGCGGUCCAGCUACAUUGAACACUUCUACCGCAUCCGUAAGAAUCAAGACCAGAACUCCGAAAUCACAAAGUGCAGCAUCACCUCCCUCUCAUCCUAUCUGCACUGAGAAGAUAAAUGACUCUUUAAAUACUGUGGAAAUACACAGUGAUCCCUGAUCUUCUUGCUUUCGUGUAGGUUGGGAAAAGUCCGUGUUCAGUUCAUUUAAUUUAAAAACAGUAAUACUUUGAUAUUUCAGCCAGGGUUUUUGAAGCCCAAAGAAGAUCCACUUUCAUGUCCCUCCUUCCAUUAACAGGCUAGAAAGUUAACUGUUCUGCACACAUUUAACCUCCCCAAACCAAAGAGACCUGCAAAUAUCCAUAAUGCAACAUGCAGCAUUUUAAACCUGAAACACAGACAUAUUUAUUCAUCUCCUCAACGGACAUCACGUAAAUCACCUAAAGGUCCCAUUGUUUUCUCUAUUCAGCUGGUAAGAAAUUUUACAGAAACUUUUUGGAACCAUACUUUGCUGAUAAUGUUUCCUUUUAAUGUCACUGUUCAUCAACCUAGACUUAAUUAUUACAUCCUCCACUCCACCAAAGUAGUAGUAAGUGAAGUGCCUACAAAAAUCGAAUAAAUCCAGUACUUUCCAAAUGUACCCUGGGAUCUGUGUCUAGUGUAAAGGGUUCUUUGGAUGAUACCACAUAUCAAAAACAUUUAUGAAAGUGACGCUAAAAGUUAUGAUCCUAAUUAAUAGCAUGAACCGCUUCCAUGCUAUGGUACGACAUUGAAAUAACCUGAGUGAAACAGAACUAUCUAAUAACUUGAGUUUGUGUAAUUCUAUUUACAAAUAUCAAAUUGUAAAAGCAUUGUCUUAAUUGUUCUUGAAGUAUUCGAGAAAAUUGCUGUGGAUCUCUUUUAUGUUGUCAUUUUGAGAAUUGCACUGCCGCCAACAGUGGCAACAUAAGGACCUGUGCUUCUUUAAAAUUCAGGACAGUAUUGCAGUUUUCAGCUGUGUUUCCAUGUUUGCCACUUUGUGAGCUCACAAUGUUCUGACAUUAAAUGUCUUGUGGGGGACAUAGGCUGU
This is a messenger RNA of Xiphias gladius (swordfish), 5013 nucleotides long. It is a transcript of the gene rad50, whose product is annotated as RAD50 homolog, double strand break repair protein. Gene Ontology annotation, cellular component: Mre11 complex; condensed nuclear chromosome; nucleus. Bases 118 to 4056 code for a protein of 1312 amino acids. NCBI's taxonomy places the organism in Eukaryota, Metazoa, Chordata, Actinopteri, Istiophoriformes, Xiphiidae. The record is from RefSeq and is a predicted model, not a curated record. The transcript is spliced from 28 exons. Gene Ontology annotation, molecular function: G-quadruplex DNA binding; double-stranded telomeric DNA binding; single-stranded telomeric DNA binding. Gene Ontology annotation, biological process: double-strand break repair; chromosome organization involved in meiotic cell cycle; telomere maintenance via telomerase.